Hyla sarda is the source of this 3610-nucleotide messenger RNA. Its product is annotated as transmembrane protease serine 11C-like. Bases 104 to 1369 code for a protein of 421 amino acids. Gene Ontology annotation, molecular function: serine-type endopeptidase activity. The transcript is spliced from 10 exons. Gene Ontology annotation, biological process: proteolysis. Lineage: Eukaryota; Metazoa; Chordata; Amphibia; Anura; Hylidae. The record is from RefSeq and is a predicted model, not a curated record.
UAAUAAAGACACAUUGAAGGACAUGUUUGUGACAUCAGAGAUUGGGCAGCAGGCUUCACCUUGGAACUGAAAUUUGGGCUGGACUGGAUUUGUGUAUUUGAGGAUGCCUGAAUCAGAUGUACCACCAAAGUCUUCUCAUCGCAAGAUCACAAUAGCUGUCAUUGGUGUGGCCAUCCUCAUUAUUGUUGGAGCCAUUGUUGCCGCCAUUGUUAUACAUCUGGUCCUUGACAAGCGUAAUUCUGGACCCAAUCCCCAUUACUUGAAAGGUUCACUCCGGAUACUUGACAUAAACUACAGUGAUGUUUACAGAGACAGCAGCAGCUCUGAAUUCAGAAAACUGGCAGAUGAAACUGAAGGCAUUUUAAAAGAGACAUUUAAGAAUUCAGAACUGAAGACUCAAUAUAAUAUGUCCAAAGUAGUCAGCUUUAGCCCUGGGAGUGUAAUAGCAGAAUUUGUGAUCCUGUUUCUAGUAUCCAGUGCUGACAGCAAGUCAUUUUCUUUAUCUACUGCUCAGAAAAUCUUCUCGGAGAAUCUUAUUAAUGCUUCUAGGACUACAAAAUUCCAGUUUGACAUUGACAAAAGCUCACUUCAGUUGUCAGAAAUCCCAGUCGAGGACGCGGAAAACCUCAUAUAUUGUGAUUGUGGUAUUGGAGGACCUUCAGUAUCAAGCAGAAUAGUAGGAGGUGAACCAGCAUCUUUAGGGUCAUGGCCCUGGCAGGCCAGUCUGCGUUUAAAUGGCGUUCAUAGAUGUGGAGCGUCACUCAUCAGCAAUACUUGGCUUGUAUCUGCUGCUCACUGUUUUGAAAGCAAUAAAAUAGUUAAUAUGUGGACAGUAAUUCUAGGUACAGUUUCAUCAAAGCCUCAAUAUGGAUUAAAACUGAAACGGAUCAUAGUCAAUGCAAAUUUUAAUGAGAGACACGGAAAUGACAUUGCGCUUCUUGAGCUGUCUCAUCCACUAAACUUUAAGAAAGACAUCCGUCCUGUAUGUUUACCAAGUUCAUCGGAGAACUUUGCAGAUGAUACGUCAUGCUAUGUUACAGGAUGGGGAGCUCUUGAAAACGAAGGCCCAUCAUCACCUAAUCUUCAGCAAGCGGAAGUGAAGAUAAUAAGCUCAGCUUUAUGUGGAAGCCCACAGAUGUAUGGAAAUUUAAUAAAUCCAUCCAUGAUAUGUGCUGGAUACAUUGAGGGACAAAUUGAUGCCUGUCAGGGGGAUUCCGGAGGUCCGCUGGUAACUACACAAAAUAAUGGAAAAUGGGUGCUUGUUGGCGUUGUCAGCUUUGGAGAUGGAUGUGCCUUACCAGAUAGGCCUGGUGUCUACUCCAGAGUGACAUAUUUGCGCAACUGGAUCAGUAACAAUUCGGGCCUGUGAUGUACAACAGUUCUACUUUUUAUAGUUCUACUUUACUUUUUUAAGAGGCUAAUUACCCUGAAAAACUGAACAUAUCUGGAUAUUUAUCAUUUACUUUUCUAAGUACUCCCAACUUGUAUUCUUGGAAAUCUGCUGCUAUACAAAAGCAGAAAAGACAUGAAAAAUAUAGUCGAUAAUUCUAUAAAGAUAGCAAACAUAUUGGACUUCAUUUACUAAGGCUUUUCCAGAUUUUAUAGAGUUUUAUGUGUCGUGUGCCAGAAUUUCUGCCAAAAAAUCCUAAUAACUCUCCACUUAAAACUCAACAAAGGGGUGUAGCCAUCAAAGAAAAGGGGUGUGUCUCCAAAAAACCCUAUAUUUUCGAAAGAAACCUGCAAAUUUACUAUUGUUUCCACAUAAAAUGUGGUGGAUUUAAGCUCUGGAAAUCCCGACAGCUCAGCACAGGUGUAAAAAAGAGCAAAACAUAGGGAAAAUCCCCAGAUACAAUAGUAAAUACCAUGGAAAAAUACCUGUCAGAAACAUAAACCCACCAUGAAAACUAGACUGCACUCUUAGUAAAUGAGGCCCAUUGUUGUCACUUAUAUGUGACUUUUAAUUUUCCCUUGUCAAUACAGGCAGAUUAUUAAAAAGCAUGUAACUAGCUCUUUGAAGAUCAGGUGCUGAUCACAAGUUUAUUAUGUGUUCCUGUUAUACAGGAUUUCUUUAUGGCACAUUGCAUUGCGUCAAUGUAAAAAUGUAUGUCCAUAUAUUAAUUUUUCUGCAUAACAAUUUAUUGUGCAAUUAUUUCUAUGUAACAAAGUAUUUCAAUGUAAAAAAUAUAUGCUUUAUAAUGUAGUAGUGAAAUGGUAUGCACUGUCUCUAAUGUAAAAAAUAUGAGAAACAUGAUCAGAGCUUAUGACACUACAGAUUACCUGCACUGAAUCCAAAUGGACAGCACUUAAAUACAUGUGUAAACUAAUACGGUAGCCAUAUCAUCAUGUAAAUAUUGGUUCUCUUAUGAUAAUGUAUCUAAGUCAUUGUUGUACUGCACUUUAAAUGUUUGAUGUAACACAUGUCCUGUUCUGUUAUAUAUGUUUUAUGCAUUUUUUUGUAUUUAUAUUUGUGUGACAACUCAUGUCACCAAGUUCAUUUCUUGUAGAUAUGGACAUUUAAAUAGGUACUCACCAUUUGCGUUAGUCUAUGCCGCCUGAUAGGAUCACAGAAAAGAAAAGGUUAAGUAAAAUAUAUACCCAUAGCAACCAAUCAGAUUUAUUAUUUCAUUUUUGAAAAGGCCUCCGUGGGGGGAAAUUGCAACUUUUGGUAAAAAUGACACAUAAUCUUUCUUCUGUUGGUCCAUACGAUUACAACGAUACCCAUUUUAUAUAGGUUUAAUUUUAUUUUACUACAAAAAAAUAAAAGGUAUACAGUAUAUAUAUGUAUUACCUUUUUGUAUAAAAAUUAGUAAGCCUAAAAUUUUCCUCCUCUUACCCCUAUAACACUUAUUUUCUGUACAUGGGGAUGUAUGAGGACUCCAUUUUUGCACCAUGGUGUGUAGUUUCUAUCGGUACCAUUUUUGUUUUGAGGGGCCUUUGUUUUUUUUUUAUGUUUAUGUCAAUGAACAAGUUAGGUUAUAUUUUAACAGUUUGGAAAUUUACACGUGCGGUAAUGCCACAUAUGUUUAUUUUUUUACAUUAUUUUAUUUGAAAAAUUGGAAAAGGAGAAAGGAACUUAUUCGCAUUUUUUUACAUUUCUUUUCCCACAUUUUAUUUACUAUUUUUUAUUCUCUAUAAGGGACUAUUUCAUGCAAUCUUUAGAUUGCAAACAGUGAACAAUGCUGUCCCAUUGCACAGCAUUGAUCAGUGUUAUCGGUGCUCCAUUACUCCAGGCAGCUGAGGCUGCCUGCACAAAAAAAAAAUGAAAUCAUCAGAUCCAAAUUUAAAAAUUUAUGGCGGAGGUGAAGUCCAUGGACUAAUAGCAGAGAGGAGGAGAAUCUGCUCUCCACAAAUCAGUACCUCUUUUCCCCUUCUAGUGUAUGGGAAGAGGAGGGGCUGCUGGGUGGAGCAGAUCCUCCUUCUCUUGCUGACACUAACACAAACCAUCCCCAUAGUACCACAGGAGAAACAGAGUUUAUCCCUAUAGCCCUGUACCAACUAAACAGAGGUUUAUUAUUGUAAUAUAUUGCAAAAAUAUUUGUUUGAUAUUUAUAUAUGCAUAAAGACUUUUCUUAUUUUGUAUUCCAUAUGCUAGUAUAAUGUUGUAUAAAUG